AAUGUAGAAAAACUCAGCUGCAUGUUUUAUGCAAAAGCCAGAUAAAUAGUUCUAUUACAAUUUAUUAAGGUAAGAACAAUUGAUUCAAGCAAAGCCAGAAAUUGAUAUUGUAAAUCAAGCUGUCCAAAUGUAUAGGUAAUAUUUAUGAAAAAUUUAUUAGAAAAUGUGUUGAGUAUUUCGAUAGUCUAUAAGACCCUAUUAAAUAUUAUUUCUUAGAGAAAAUUUAAACUGCUUUAAGUGAAACUAAAACCUUGAUGUUAAUUAUGAAUACAAAAAAUGAUGUAGCUGAGUAAUCAACAAGAAAACCUCCAAAAAUUAGUUUCACAGCUGAAAAAAAACUUACCAAUGAGAUUGAUUAAACUUAAAUUAAAAAAGCAAGAGUUUAAUAAGUGAAUUUAAUGAUUAAAAUUAAUAAUGAAGCUGAAUAAUAAAGUUUAGAUGUAAAUCAAACUAUUUAAUAAAGGUGUAAAAUAUGGUGAAUAAUUAUGCUGACGAGAGAGAAAAUUUAGAAAAAAAAUUAAAGUAAGAUUUAGAUAGCCAAUAAACUAAUAUUGAUGCAAGAUUAAUGAAACGAAGAAUGACGUAGAGAAAUAUGACUGUAAGCCAUUCUAUGUAAUAAUUAACUUGAUU
Messenger RNA from Paramecium pentaurelia, 630 nucleotides. Lineage: Eukaryota; Ciliophora; Oligohymenophorea; Peniculida; Parameciidae. The record is from the annotation of a GenBank genome assembly.